Messenger RNA from Danio rerio (zebrafish), 1932 nucleotides. It is a transcript of the gene actr5, whose product is annotated as actin related protein 5. NCBI's taxonomy places the organism in Eukaryota, Metazoa, Chordata, Actinopteri, Cypriniformes, Danionidae. Gene Ontology annotation, biological process: regulation of DNA metabolic process; DNA metabolic process; regulation of chromosome organization. Gene Ontology annotation, cellular component: nucleus. The record is from RefSeq and is marked provisional.
ACUUGUGUGCUGUCCAACAUGAGUAGUAACCGCACGGUUUACUCGUUCGAGGAUUACCGGUGCUCACCGGAUCCGGUGUUCGAGCUGGACAGUCGGUGUGUGUCUCCGGGACCGGUGCCGGUGGUGGUGGAUAACGGCUCGUUUCAGUGCCGCGCGGGCUGGAGCAGCGGAGCCCCGGAGCUCGACAACCCGCGGCUGGUGUUUCGCCCGGCGGCCGCUCGCAGCAGAGGAGCCGCCCGCGGUGGAGCGCAGGUGGGGAACGACAUCCCCAACCCGGAGCCGCUGCGCUGGACACUCAAGAGCGCCUUCGACCGAGACACGGUGGUCAACUUCGACAUCCAGGAGCUCGUCUUCGACUACAUCUUCAUGCACCUCGGGAUAAAUACACAGGGUCGUGUGGAGCACCCUCUGGUGGUGACGGAGCCGGCCUGUAACCCGCUGCAGUGCAGACAGAUGAUGUCGGAGCUGCUGUUUGAGUGUUACGGGGUCCCGCGGGUGGCCUACGGUGUGGACAGCCUGUUCAGCCUCCAUCAGAACAGCACAGCAGAUGCAGGAGCGCCCUCUACAGCCCUGGUGCUGUCCUCUGGCCAUCACUGCUCACAUGUGCUGCCCGUCAUUAACGGCAGGCUGGAUGCUGUGAAUUGUAAGCGGGUGAAUCUGGGUGGAGGUCAGGCAGCGGCGUAUUACCAGAGACUUCUGCAGCUCAAAUAUCCUGCAAACCAGGCCUCCAUCACCCUGAGCCGCAUGGAGGAGCUCCUGCACCAGCACAGCUACAUCGCUGUCGACUAUCACAACGAGCUGGAGAAGUGGCGCAGUCCGGAGUUCUACGAGAGCGAAGUGCACCGCGUCCAGCUGCCGUUCUCGGGCCGCUCGGCUGGAGUGAGUGUGAGCGCAGAGGAGCGCAGCGAGAGACGAGCGCAGCAGCUCAGACGCAUACAGGAGAUCAACAGCCGGCGCAGAGAAGAGAGGAUCCUGGAGGACCAGAAGCGCCUGGACACACUGCUGGCCGUGCAGGAGCUGCUGGAGGACGGGGCUCUGGAGCUCUUCCACAGGAGUCUGGUGGAGCUGAACAUGGACUCGGCGGAGGAGCUGCAGUCAUACAUACACAAGCUCAGCCUGAGCCUCCAGCAGCACCGCUUACUGAGAGCUGAGACUGCAGAAGUGGAGCCGUCGGCAGAUGAAGGAAACGAGCUGGAAGCAGAACUAAAUGAGAACGAAGAGCCUGGAAAACCCAGCAGCACAGCGCAGCCGAUGUUUAACGUGGCCGAGUAUCAUCAGCUGUUUGUGGGCACGGAGCGUCUGCGGGUGCCGGAGAUUAUUUUCCAGCCGUCUCUGAUUGGAGAGGAGCAGAUGGGCCUGAUGGAGACGCUGCAGUUUGUUCUGGAGCAAUAUUCCCCUGAGCAGCAGGAGGCGCUGGUGAGGAAUGUGUUUCUGACUGGGGGAAACCUGCAGUAUCCUGGAGUGAAGGAAAGAGUGGAGCGAGAGCUGCUGGCCAUCAGACCCUUCCAGUCACACUUUAAGGUGUCUGUGGCGGGCCGGCCGGCUCUAGACUCGUGGUUCGGGGCCUGUGAUUGGGCCCUCCGGAGCCCCGCUGACGCUCCAGGCUGGAUCAGCCGUCAGGAUUAUGAGGAGAAGGGAGGAGAAUAUCUGAGUGAACACUGCGCCUCCAACAUCUACAUACCCAUGAAGAUCAGCAAACCCAAACACACACUUACAGGAAAACACAGCACAGACUCCAGCCAACCGGACGCCAGCAGUGUCCAAAACCAGAGCGACGUUUCUGUCAGUCUGAGCUGAACUGCUUUUAUACUGCUGACGUGUUUUACUCACCAAAUGUUGAGCGGCCAAAUGACUUUAUUUCUAUUUUUACAGCUUUAGAUGGUGUAUUUAAUGUGUUUUAGUUGAUGUACAAUGAAGAGAACAUGUGAAACA